AUAUGCAAGCCAAAGUUCAAACCUCAAAUCAUAUGGAAUCACUUGUUCAAGAUGGCUGCCACUGAAACCUUUGGAGAGAUCAUAGAUGGUGAUGUCUUCAAGUACUAUGCACAUGGCUGCUGGAACAAGUCCUCUUCUGGGAAAUCCGUUCCCAUCAUCAAUCCCUCCACUAGGAAGCCCCACUUCAAGGUCCAAGCUUGUACCCGGGAAGAGGUUGAUAGCGUCAUGGAAUCAGCAAAAACAGCUCAAAAAUCAUGGGCCAAGACUCCACUGUGGAAAAGAGCAGAGUUGCUUCACAAGGCUGCAGCAAUACUGAAGGAACACAAAGCAUCUAUUGCUGAGUGUCUGGUUAAGGAGAUUGCAAAGCCAGCUAAAGAUGCUGUCACUGAAGUGGUCAGAUCAGGAGAUUUGAUCUCAUAUUGUGCUGAGGAAGGUGUAAGAAUUCUUGGGGAAGGAAAGUUUCUGGUCUCUGAUAGUUUUCCAGGCAAUGAUAGAACCAAAUACUGUCUCUCUUCCAAGAUUCCACUUGGAGUUGUUUUAGCCAUUCCACCUUUUAACUAUCCUGUUAAUCUGGCUGUUUCAAAGAUUGCUCCAGCUCUUAUUUCUGGAAACUCCAUUGUUCUUAAACCCCCCACUCAGGGUGCCGUGGCUGCAUUACACAUGGUGCAUUGCUUUCAUUUGGCUGGUUUUCCCCAAGGUCUUAUUAGCUGUGUCACAGGAAAAGGUUCUGAGAUUGGUGAUUUUCUUACAAUGCAUCCGGGGGUGAACUGCAUAAGUUUUACUGGUGGAGACACCGGAAUAGCAAUAUCAAAGAAGGCUGGCAUGGUUCCUCUUCAAAUGGAGCUGGGAGGAAAAGAUGCAUGCAUUGUUCUUGAAGAUGCUGACUUGGAUUUGGCAGCUGCUAACAUGGUGAAAGGAGCUUUCUCUUACAGUGGUCAAAGAUGCACUGCUGUAAAGGUUGUUUUGGUCAUGGAAUCGGUUGCCAACACCCUUGUUAAGAAAAUCAACGAUAAAGUUGCCAAGUUAACUGUUGGACCACCUGAGAAUGACUGUGAUGUAACACCAGUUGUCACAGAAUCCUCUGCUAACUUCAUUGAAGGAUUGGUAAUGGAUGCUAAGGAGAAAGGAGCAACAUUCUGCCAGGAAUACAGAAGGGAAGGAAAUCUCAUUUGGCCAUUGCUGUUGGAUAAUGUUCGUCCUGAUAUGAGGAUAGCAUGGGAGGAGCCAUUUGGACCAGUUUUGCCAGUUAUCAGAAUAAAUUCUGUUGAGGAGGGAAUCCACCACUGUAAUGCCAGCAAUUUUGGCCUUCAGGGAUGUGUCUUCACCAAAGACAUUAACAAAGCAAUGUUGAUAAGUGAUGCAAUGGAGACAGGAACAGUUCAAAUUAACUCAGCACCAUCUCGUGGACCUGAUCACUUUCCUUUUCAGGGACUGAAGGAUAGUGGAAUUGGUUCUCAAGGAAUUACCAACAGUAUUAACAUGAUGACAAAGGUUAAGACUACAGUAAUAAACUUACCAGCAGCUUCUUACACUAUGGGAUGAGAUGAUUAAGAAACUAUUAAGUUACUCAAAGUAGUGGUAUCUAGUCACCUUAUAAAGAAGGUGUUUUCCAAUCUUCCACGUUUCAUCUUUAACAUUAGAGUAGAGUGAAAGAAUAGUGUUUGAGAGAUCUGCUGCACGUAAGUAACUUUUGUUUUAUGUGGCUUGUGUCUCUACAGAGAAAUGGUAACUAUUUGUUUUGUACAAGUAGAAUAUGAAUCUUGAAUAAAUUAUGGUUCUCGCA
Messenger RNA from Vigna angularis (adzuki bean), 1783 nucleotides. Its product is annotated as NADP-dependent glyceraldehyde-3-phosphate dehydrogenase. Gene Ontology annotation, molecular function: lactaldehyde dehydrogenase (NAD+) activity. The transcript has 9 exons. The coding region runs from base 52 to 1542 and encodes 496 amino acids. The record is from RefSeq and is a predicted model, not a curated record. Lineage: Eukaryota; Viridiplantae; Streptophyta; Magnoliopsida; Fabales; Fabaceae.